AUGCAUGGGUAUGAUGGGACUUGCAUUAGAAGUUCUCAUGUAAAUGAGGUUGCUGUCGGCGACUGUAACACAACGUUCAAAUCUGCAAUGCCGCCUGAUUCACUGACCAUUUCUACUUCCAUCGAGAGGGACUACUUCACGGAUUUGCCCUCUUUUCCCCCACCUCUUUCAGAUGCCCUAUCGGUUUCUGAUACAUGGCACUCCAAUGUUUCUUCUUUUAUGAAACAAGAGAAUUUACUUGGCAUUGGAUUUCAAGGUGCAGAAUGUGAAGGCGAUAUUUUGAACGGAACGUGUUUGGAGAGUGUUGCCACUGGACUUCUAGAUCCAACAGAUAAUGUAGAUUCUCAGGGUCCAAUUUUCCCUUAUUUUUCUUCCGAGGAAGAGAUAAAUUUGACUGCCGAAACUUUGCAACCUCCAAAGGAUGAAAAUAAGAUGAAUAAUGUCUAUCCAUCGCCUUUUCCUAGUGGAGAAACAGGAUCAAGCAGGACGACUGGAAUGGUUUCUAGUUCUCAAUCGUCUCUACAAAUCAAUGCUACUACCAAUGGUUGCAGUGUAGCUGCUAUGAAGCCGCGAACGAGAGCAAGGCGCGGCCAGGCAACUGAUCCUCGUAGCAUUGCAGAAAGAGUACGUGGUCUUUCUUCUGCUGUGACUGAUAAAGCCUCAAUGCUUGAUGAAAUCAUUGACUAUGUCAAAUUCUUACAACUGCAAGUCAAGGUUCUAAGCAUGAGCAGGCUAAAAGCAGUCUUUCCUCUACUAACAGAUGCCCAAGAUGAGGGCUCUGGUACCCUAUUCAUACCAUCCCCAGAGGAAGCACUAAAUCUAUCUGACUCAGACAACAAUCUAACCUUUGAGCAAGAAGUAGUGAAACUCAUGGAAACAAAUGUUACUGCUGCCAUGCAGUACCUUGAAGAUAAAGGCCUCAGCCUCAUGCAGAUUGCUCUGGUUGCGGCAAUCUCAAACCAGAAAGGCUCCUCCAGUGUGACCUGUGGAGCAAUCUCCUCUUAG
Messenger RNA from Zingiber officinale, 1005 nucleotides. Its product is annotated as transcription factor LRL3-like. The coding region runs from base 1 to 1005 and encodes 334 amino acids. Gene Ontology annotation, cellular component: nucleus. Gene Ontology annotation, molecular function: RNA polymerase II cis-regulatory region sequence-specific DNA binding; DNA-binding transcription factor activity, RNA polymerase II-specific. The transcript has 7 exons. Gene Ontology annotation, biological process: regulation of transcription by RNA polymerase II. NCBI's taxonomy places the organism in Eukaryota, Viridiplantae, Streptophyta, Magnoliopsida, Zingiberales, Zingiberaceae. The record is from RefSeq and is a predicted model, not a curated record.